GAUCAACCAACCCGGUUUAUUACGCACCUGCGCAGUGCUGUGCAUACCAACACUGAUGCGAAGAGUUUGACGGCGUAGACGAAAAACACAUCUUCGGCAUCAAAAUGAUGCUCUCAAGGCAAAAGCCGGCCAUUGGGCCUGGCUCAACUACACCUGCAAAAGAAAACAAGAAAAAGAAGAAGUUACCAAAACUAGAAGAUUUCCUGAGCUCAAGAGAUUAUACUGGGGCCAUUACUCUAUCAGAGUUCAACAGAAUAAGUGGAAAAGGAAAUGAAGAAACAGACCUGUGGAUAGCCUAUUGUGCAUUUCACUUGGGUGAUUACAAACGUGCCAUGGAGGAAUAUGAGAGAAUGACAAAGCAUGAUGGUUGCCAUCCAGAUGUAUGGAUCAAUCUGGCCUGUUGUUAUUUUUUCCUUGGGAUGUAUUCAGAAUCAGAUAAGGCUGCCCAAAGAGUUCUAGACCCCAAUGAACCGUUAGAGACUAAACUAUCCUAUUGUCCAAAGAGCAGACUUCAGAACCGUUUAGGUUUUCAUCUGUCUCAUAAGUUCAACGAAGAGAAGCGUCUUAUGUCCUACCACCAGAACCUGCAGGACAUUGUAGAGGACCAGCUGUCUCUGGCCUCCAUACACUACCUCCGCAGUCAUUACCAGGAGGCCAUUGACAUCUACAAGAGGAUCCUUCUAGACAACAGAGACUACCUGGCCCUGAAUGUGUAUGUGGCCCUGUGUUACUACAAACUGGACUACUAUGAUGUCUCACAGGAGGUGCUAGCCGUGUACCUACAACAGUACCCUGACAGUGCCAUAGCCCUAAAUCUAAAGGCCUGUAAUCACUUCAGGCUCUACAAUGGAAAGGCCGCAGAGGCCGAGUUAAAGAGUCUACAAGAAAUGUCAACGCCAUCAUUUGUGUUCGCGAGAGAUCUCAUCAAACAUAACAUGGUUGUAUUCCGUGGAGGAGAAGGGUCCUUACAAGUACUGCCCCCUCUGAUAGAUGUCAUUCCAGAGGCUCGACUCAACCUGGUUAUCUAUCAUCUGAAACAAGAUGAUAUUGCUGAGGCUUACAAUCUGAUUAAGGAGCUUGAACCGACAACCCCACAGGAGUACAUACUUAAGGGUGUGGUCAAUGCUGCCCUGGGGCAGGAGCAGGGAUCGAAGGAGCACCUGAAGAUUGCCCAGCAGUAUUUCCAGCUAGUUGGGGGAUCAGCCAGUGAAUGUGAUACCAUCCCUGGGAGACAGUGUAUGGCCUCCUGUUUCUUCAUUCUCCGGCAGUUUGAGGACGUCUUAAUCUAUCUCAAUUCGGUCAAGAGCUAUUUCUACAAUGACGACCUUUUCAACUUCAACUACGCUCAGGCCAAAGCCGCAGUUGGAAACUACAAAGAGGCAGAGGAGGUGUUCCUGUUGAUACAGACAGAGAAGAUCAAAAAUGAUUAUACCUAUCUCAGCUGGCUGGCUAGAUGUUAUAUCAUGAACAGGAAGGCACGCCUAGCGUGGGAGUUGUACCUUAAGAUGGAGACAUCGGGCGAAUCCUUCAGUCUGCUUCAGCUCAUCGCAAACGACUGCUACAAGAUGGGUCAGUUUUACUAUGCUGCCAAAUCUUUUGACGUACUGGAGCGACUCGACCCUAACCCAGAGUACUGGGAGGGUAAGCGAGGUGCUUGUGUGGGUGUGUUCCAAUUGAUCAUUGCGGGACAUGAACCAAGAGAUACUCUGAGAGAUGUCAUCAACAUGUUGAGGAACUCGAGCAACCCUCAGGUGGAGUACAUGGUCAGGACCAUGAAAAAGUGGGCCAAAGAAAACUUAGUGGCCCUCCCUUAGGAUCACACUAGACAUCAGGAGCGACCAUAUCAUUAUCAAACUUUGCAUCUGUGAUAAUUAUAAAAUGACACCUACACUCUGUAGGAGAGGACACAGCAAAUCUACACCUUUGAUAUGUUACAAGUUUGAAUCUAAUUAAAUUGCACAUUGAGGUUUAUUAGACUUUCAAUGGCAAUUUAUACAUGUAGAUUGUUAUGUCUUAAAGCAUUAGAUACAUGUGAUAAGAUACCCUACAGCUGUGUGUAGGACUGCCUUCACUGUGGUGUAGGAGGAAGCUGAUUUAAACAAAAGAUCUACGAUUGGAAUAUAUUUGUUCCAUAAAAUAAGCAUGUAUCCGUUGAUGACAUUCGUUGUAAUCUCGGCUAUUUUGUACGACUUUGGCUGAUGAUGUUGACAUCAGCCAUCCAAAUGGUAUUGAUAAAAUGAGUUUUUAAGAUAAAAAUUCUAUAAAACCCUGUAAUUAACAUUAACUUGUGAACUAUACUGUGUCUAGUAAAUAUAGGUAGUACAUUGUUUGAUAUUUCAAUUGAAUGGGUGGAAGCAUGUCUCAUAGAUCUACAACUUUUUCAAUUAUUUUAGUUGAUUUUCUUUUGAAUCUCUUGUGCGAUGCAAUACUUUACACUGUUUAACACAUUCUAAAUACACUUGAUCAGUACGUGUGUACUAAAGAAGAGUUUACGUACAGAGGAACUGCAUGAGGACAAGAAAUGACAGAUGUUCAGAUUAGGGAGGUUGUGAAUUGUUAAGAUUGAGUGUAGUUUUUACUCUAACUGAUACUAGGCAGCAACA
Messenger RNA from Mizuhopecten yessoensis (Yesso scallop), 2603 nucleotides. Its product is annotated as intraflagellar transport protein 56-like. Bases 105 to 1814 code for a protein of 569 amino acids. Gene Ontology annotation, biological process: intraciliary transport involved in cilium assembly; intraciliary anterograde transport. The record is from RefSeq and is a predicted model, not a curated record. Lineage: Eukaryota; Metazoa; Mollusca; Bivalvia; Pectinida; Pectinidae. Gene Ontology annotation, cellular component: ciliary basal body; ciliary base; intraciliary transport particle B. The transcript is spliced from 18 exons. Gene Ontology annotation, molecular function: intraciliary transport particle B binding; protein binding.